AUGUCGUCAUCAGCAGCAAUAAUAUCCAUGCAAUCAUCAACUAAUAAUAAUAAUUCUCACCAUGCACCAAAUAGUACACGUUCACGUGUGGCGUCGUCUGAUUCUUGGUCAACAUUAAAAAGUUUACCAACAAUAUUAAUGACACGUACUUCAUUUAAAGUCAAUGAAGAUCAUUUACUUAAUUUAGCUAUAAAAGCACGAUUAGAAAAUCGUGAAUGUGGUUAUUUAUCAAGACGUGGUGGACAAGAUCCAUCUUCAUCACCGAAUAAAUGGCAAUCAAAAUGGUUUGUUUUAUAUCAAAAUUUACUUUUUUAUUAUGACAAUGUUAAUUCACCUAAACCACAAGGUGUUUAUUUUCUUGAAAGUUGUUAUUCAUCAAGAUCACCAGCAAAAAAUAGUAAAGAUGGAGAAAAAUUAAAUUGUUUUUCCAUAUCAUAUACACGUGAUGGUCGAAAUGCAAUUGAAUUUGCUGCUGAAUCAGAAACUGAUUGUCAAGUAUGGAUUGAAUGUAUUCAAACAUGCAGUUAUAAUCGUCUUUUAUCACUAAAAGAAGAACUUGAACAAAAAUAUCUUCAUUUAUCACAAGUCUAUGAAAGUGAAGCAAAAACAAAAUAUCAAUAUUUACAGCAAGUUGAAGAAUUAUCAACUGAAGUUCGAGAAUUACGUCGUGAAUUAUCUCUUUAUCGACGUCAACAUCAUCUUUUACGUACAAAAAGUACGGCUGAAGAAGAUACAGAAGAAAUACGUAAAAUAAAAAAAGUUCAAAGUCUUUGUCGUGGUUGGUUAUAUCGACAAAGAUGGAAACGAAUUGUUGAAGAAUAUAUACGUUCUCCACAUGCUGAAAUGAUGCGUAAACGUAAUAAUAUAAUAUUUAAUUUGGUCGAAAGUGAACGUGAAUAUGUACAUCAAUUAGAAAUUCUUGUUGCAAAUUAUGUUCGACCAUUUCGAAUGGCUGCAAGCUCAAAAAAACCACCAGUGACACAUGAAGAUAUAAAUUCUAUAUUUUUAAAUAGUGAAAUAAUUCUUUUUCUCCAUCAAAUUUUCUAUAAAGGUUUAUCAAAAAAGUUAGAAAAUUGGCCAACAUUUUAUACCGGUGAUUUAUUUGAUAUGUUUAUAUCAAUGUUACAUAUAUAUUUAGAAUAUGUUCGCAAUCAUCAUUAUAGUUUACAGAAUUUAAUUGAAUGUAAAUUAAGUAAUUCAGAAUUUAGUAAAUUUCUUGAACGUUGUCAAGUGAAAGCAGCGUGUGAAGGAAUGUCACUUGAAACACUUUUAGUCUUACCUAUGAAUCGAAUUCCUUAUUAUAUAAUAACACUUGCUAAUUGUUUAUCACAUACACCACAUGCACAUGUUGAACGAGAGAAACUUGAGCAAGCAAAAGAUAAACUUGAAGAACUUUCAAAAAUUAUGCACGAUGAAGUAUCGGAAACAGAACAUAUAAGAACUAAUUUAGCUAUUGAACGAUCGAUUGCUGAAGGAUGUGAUGUAUUAUUAGAUGUUAAUCAAGUACUUUGUCGGCAAGAUGGUCUCGUUUUAUGGACUGGUGAAAAAAACAAGCCAAAUCAUGGUCAACGAUUAUCUGCACGAGAAAUUCGUCGAAAUGAAACAGUUGUUCAAUGUUAUCUUUUUUCCAAUCAUCUUGUUACAACAACUCGAGGUUCAAAUGGCAAACUACAUCUUGUUAAGGGUUGUGGAGUUAUUCCUUUAGCUGAUGUAACACUUGUUGAAGAUAUAAGUACUGAUCCUCAAUAUUUACUUGCAUCAGUAACCGAAGAAGAUAGUGUUGAUGAUACAAAUUCUCAUAUGACAGAUAAUAAAAAUACUGAAUUAGAUAUUUAUAUAAAUCGUUUAUUUCGUUUAAUUGUUGAACCACGUGAUCAAACACCUUUUUCAGCAACAUUUGUUGCUAAUGAUGAAAAUCAUAAAUCUGAAUGGUGUACUGAUAUAGCACAAUGUUUACAAAAUCUUCGUUAUACAGAAUUAGUUACAAGAACAUUUCGUAAUGAAUCAUCUGUUAUUGCACCUGAAUCUGUCAAAUCUGAUGUAAAAUUAUAUAAAGAUGAUUCAAAAAUGAAAUUUUCUAAAACACUUGAUUCAUGCAAAAUACCACAAAUUCGUCAUGCAACACUUGAACGUUUAUUUGAACGUUUAACGGAUUUACGUUUUUUAUCAAUUGAUUUUUUAAAUACAUUCUUAUUGACAUAUAGACUUUAUACAGAUGCUCAUACAGUUAUGGAAAUAUUAAUAAGAAUUUAUAAAUCAUCACCACAUACAUCACUUGAUCACGCGAAUGAAACAGAUACACAAAAAACAGAUGAACAUCACAAAGAAAAACCAAUAAAAAUUAGUGAAAUCGAUAAUGAAUUAACAAGAAGAAUAUCAACAGUUGAAACAUCAGUUACAACAACUACGGAACAAGAACGUGAUUUACGAAGACAUUCACAUAUUGGAUCAUUUCAACGAGGAAUAAGUAUUGAUCAAAAUGAAAUAGUUACUACAACAGUCGUUACAAAAACAACUGAAAAAAAAAUUUCCAUAAAAUCCAGUGAAGCAACUGUUGCCUUACCAACACUCGCAACAAUUCCAUCUAUGGAUAUUGAUGAAUCAAUUGAGACACCUCAUCGUCCAUUAGCACCACUUGCAUCAUCAGAAACAUUUACCGAUGUUAAUUCAUUAAGUCAUGAUGAUCAUAAACUUCAAGGAAAUACGAAAAUUUCAUCAACAAAAAAUAAAAAAGAACAUCUUAGUCCGCAAACCAGUUCGAAAACAACCAAAAGUGAAUUUGAUUCAUUAGAAAUUCUUUUUGAUUUUCCAUCAUCGGGAAUAUCUAGUAAUACUCAUUUGAAUGUUGAACAACCACCUCAUAAUAUGAGUCAUCUAUGUUUUAAUGAUAAUCAUCAAAUCUUAACUACAGAUAAAGAAGAACAAAAAAAAUUACUACUCGAAAAAAGUGAUAGUCCAACAACACUACAACGAGCAAGACUUGAGUCAAAUAGUGCGACAGGGAUUGCACAAGCAAAUCAAACAACAUCACAAAAUGUUCUUAUGCUUUCUAAACGUUUAAGUGAAGUACUUUCGUCACCACGUCAGAGUUUACGUAAUGCAGCUGAAGGUACAUUUAAAAAAGUUUUACCUGGUGUUGUUGUAACAUCAUCACGAUCAUCUCGUCGUCGAACAAGUUCAGCUGCUGCUACACAAGCAUUUGCAGCUGCUGUAGCAGGUGAAUCACCUAAAUUUGCUCGAAAUGAAAGAUUACCUAGUACUCCAGGUAGUAGUUCAGCAUCACCACAACCAACAGCAAGUAACAAUCCUCUUGCAUCAUGUUCUUCAAGAGAACAAAAAACAAAUGAAUAUACAAUUGUGAAUACAGCUUCAACUAUGAGAGUUUUAAAUGUUUUAAGACAUUGGCUUACCAAACAUCCUCUAGAUUUUCAUCGAGAUCCAAAAUUAAAAGAAAUGGUACUUGAACUUUUACAAGAUAUGUUAGUAAAUGGUCAUUUAAUUGCAACGGAACAUAAAGCAGCUGUUACAAUAAUAAAACAAUUAGAAACCAAUGAAGUUGAAGAAAAAAAUACAGAAUUACAAUUAAUUCUUCAUCCACCACCAGCUUCUGAUGUAACACUUGAUCAAAUAGCUGUUUCUGACGUCGCUGAACAAAUGACAUUAAUAGAUCAUAAAUUAUUUUGUGCAUUAUAUAGCGAAGAAUUAAUUUUACAAGGUUGGAUGAAACCAGGUCGUGAUGAUUUAGCACCAAAUGUUGCAGGUAUAUCUCGACGAUUUAAUGAAAUGUGUCGCCUUGUUAUAACUGAAAUCUUAUCGCAAACAACUAUCAAUGGUCGAGUUCAAUGUAUUGAAAAAUGGGGUACUAUUGCUGAUAUAUGUCGUUAUUUAAGAAAUUUUAAUGGUGUUCUUCAAAUAAUGGCUGCUUUUGUUAAUAGUUCAGUUUAUCGUUUAAAACAAACAUGGGAUCGUAUAUCAAAACAAAAUAAACAAGUUAUUAAUAAACUACAAAGUCUUGUGCAUUCCGAUGGUAAAUUUAAAAAUUUACGUGAUACAUUAACAAAAGUUGAUCCACCAUGUGUACCUUAUCUUGGGUUAUAUCUCUCUGAUUUAACAUUUAUCGAAGAAAGUUCACAAGAUGUAUCAGAAACAGAUUUAAUUAAUUUUUCAAAAAUGCGAAUGAAAACACAUAUAAUCAGUGAAGUACGUCGUUUUCAAUCAGCAACAUUCAAAAUCAAACAUAAUCCACGUAUAUGUGCCUAUUUAUUGAAUACAUCUCGUUUAUUAUCUGAAGAUCAAUGUUAUGUUCUUUCAUUAAAAUUAGAACCUCGUGCAACUCGUGCUGGUGUAACAAAUCCGAGUGUAUAA
Messenger RNA from Adineta steineri, 4365 nucleotides. The record is from the annotation of a GenBank genome assembly. NCBI's taxonomy places the organism in Eukaryota, Metazoa, Rotifera, Eurotatoria, Adinetida, Adinetidae.